Messenger RNA from Frankliniella occidentalis (western flower thrips), 710 nucleotides. RefSeq names its product apolipoprotein D-like. Gene Ontology annotation, biological process: symbiont-mediated perturbation of host defenses. The transcript is spliced from 3 exons. Gene Ontology annotation, molecular function: pigment binding. Lineage: Eukaryota; Metazoa; Arthropoda; Insecta; Thysanoptera; Thripidae. Bases 40 to 645 code for a protein of 201 amino acids. The record is from RefSeq and is a predicted model, not a curated record.
AGCCCCUGGUCCGGGCGCAGCCGCACUCUGCGCAUCACCAUGGCAGCCUGGACCACGCUGCUGCUCCUCUCCAUCGCCGUCCUCGGGGCGCAGGCGGCCUCCGUCUCCAAGACCAAGUGCCCGGUCGUGCCCGGCAAGUCGCCCUUUGACCUCAACAAGUUCCGAGGCGACUGGCUGCUGGUGGCGGGCUCCCCAGACUCGCUGGCGGCGCGAGGCAAGUGCGGCAAGUACAGCGCGAGCGCCGGCCCCGGGCAGGACGGGCUGAGCCUGAGGUUCGCCGGCCAGGGCACCGGGACGGGCAAGGCGGCGGUGCCGCUCGCCGUGGACGUCAUCUCGCAGGCCGUCGCCGGGGACAAGGUGGCCCUGUCGCACGCCGUGUACCGCAAGCAGGGAGACUCGGACUACGAAGGUGUUUUCAAGCAGAGCAUCGUCGCAACAGACUACGACAACUACGCGGUGGUGGUGUCUUGCAGGCAGAUGUACGUCGCCAGCACCAAGAGCUUCGGGCGCAACCUGUACGCCGAGAUCUGGGCACGCAACAAAGUGACGCUCUCCCCGGAAACGAUCGGCGUCCUCAAGAACAUCCUCUCCAGCUACGACCUAGACGCGAGCGAGAUCAAAAACGUCGACAGGGCCAAGUGCUAGAUCACGCGCGCCUCGUUACGAAAAGUCCUAAUUCACGGUGUUUAAUAAAAUGUUCAUUUUCCUCA